AUGUGUGAUUGUUUAGAAACGAAAAAAAUUUGUCCAUUUUUUCACAAUCAUCCAUAUGAGUCAAAUGAUGAUGAAGAUGAUGAUACUAACAAAAAUUCGUAUGAGAAUGAAGAUAAUAUUGAAGAAAAUUCCAGUGAGCUGUCUUUUAUAAAUGAACAUUUCGAAGGAACGAAAGAAUCUUCUGGUGAACUUGAUAACUUCAGUGAAAAUAAUUAUGAAAAUAAAAAAGAGGAAAAAUGUGAUGAUGAUCCAAAUCAAAAAUGGAAAGUCGUGGCAAAAAAAUUAAAAACAUGUCAAAAAAGCAAGAAAAAAAAAUCAAAACAAGAACGUGAUAUAGAAUUCACAUUGGCAAUCAUAAAACCGGAUGCUUUGCAGUAUCGAAGGAUCAUUAAAAAAAUCAUUAUUGAUGAAGGUUUUGAAAUUUGUAAUGAAAAAAAGUUACAGAUGACAGCUGAUCAAAUGUUUGAAUUUUAUUCAAGAAAAGAUGAAAAAAGUGAACUGUCAACUGAAAUUGAUUACAUGGUUUCUGGUCCAAUUAUUGUACUUGUACUUUGUAAACAUCAAGCGGUAAAUGACUGGAUAGAUUUGAUUGGUCCACAAAAAGUAUCAGAUGCUAUUCUAUAUUUUCCUGAUAGUAUUCGUGCAAAAUUCGGUAAUAAACAAGAUGAUUACAAAAAUGCAGUACAUGGGAGUACUUCUUAUAAAAUAGCACAAGAAGAAAUAAAAUUUUUCUUUCCUAACUUCAUUUUUGAACCAAUCUUAACAGGAUAUGGUAUAGAGAGUUAUUUACAGAACAAUAUCUGUGAAAUUUUAAGCAAAGGAAUUAUACAUUGUUGUAAAGAAAAAUCUGAAGAUCCAUUAUUGUGCUUAAGUAAGUGGCUGCUUGACAAUAAUCCAAAUAAGCCAAAGACUAUUAUUAAAUAA
Chelonus insularis is the source of this 924-nucleotide messenger RNA. RefSeq names its product nucleoside diphosphate kinase homolog 5. Gene Ontology annotation, cellular component: cilium. Gene Ontology annotation, molecular function: nucleoside diphosphate kinase activity. The record is from RefSeq and is a predicted model, not a curated record. Gene Ontology annotation, biological process: negative regulation of oxidative stress-induced intrinsic apoptotic signaling pathway; cilium movement; GTP biosynthetic process. The transcript has 5 exons. Bases 1 to 924 code for a protein of 307 amino acids. NCBI's taxonomy places the organism in Eukaryota, Metazoa, Arthropoda, Insecta, Hymenoptera, Braconidae.